Musca vetustissima is the source of this 2632-nucleotide messenger RNA. It is a transcript of the gene Hrs, whose product is annotated as hepatocyte growth factor-regulated tyrosine kinase substrate. The coding region runs from base 83 to 2632 and encodes 849 amino acids. Gene Ontology annotation, molecular function: metal ion binding; ubiquitin binding; phosphatidylinositol binding. Lineage: Eukaryota; Metazoa; Arthropoda; Insecta; Diptera; Muscidae. The record is from RefSeq and is a predicted model, not a curated record. The transcript is spliced from 7 exons.
ACAGCAACAAAAAAUAUAGAAAAUACAGUGAAAAACACCACCCAUUUUUUGUAAUUGCAGACAAAUUGCAACGAAAUACAAAAUGUUUCGUACAAAUUUUGAUAAAAAUCUGGAUGGAGCCACAAGCCACCUAUUGUUGGAGCCUGAAUGGCCAUCGAUAAUGAUGUGCUGUGAUGCCAUUAAUCAAAAGGAUAUAGCACCCAAAAAUGCCUUUGCAGCCAUCAAAAAGAAACUGAACUCCACAAAUCCCCACACUGCCUACUAUGCUUGUCUGGUAUUGGAAUCAGUUGUGAAAAAUUGUGGUACACCAAUGCAUGAUGAAGUUUUUACCAAAGAAAAUUGCACUAUGUUGAGUCAAUUUUUGGAACAGACCACUCAUGAUAAUGUCCGGGCAAAAUUAUUGGAGUUGAUCCAGACAUGGGCAUAUGCAUUUCGCAAUUCCGAAAGAUAUCAAGCUAUAAAGGACACAAUGACCAUACUAAAGACCAAAGGCCAUCAAUUUCCCGAACUCAAGGAGGCUGAUGCCAUGUUUGCCAUGGAUACAGCACCCAAUUGGACAGAUGGUAAAAAAUGUCAUCGUUGUCGUGAUGAUUUUACCUUUACCAAUCGUAAACACCAUUGUCGCAAUUGUGGUCAGGUGUUUUGUGGCCAAUGUACAAGUAAAUCGUGUCCCCUACCCAAAUUUGGUAUUGAAAAGGAUGUCCGUGUCUGCGAUGGGUGUUAUGCCCAGUUGCAACGGCCCACAUCGGCUAAGGCCACUGGACGCCCAGGAGAAACCGAUUUACCAGCUGAAUAUUUAAACAGUUCUUUGGCCCAACAAGUUCAGACACCACCACGAAAAACCGAACAAGAAUUGAAGGAAGAAGAAGAAUUGCAAUUGGCAUUGGCUCUGAGUCAAUCGGAGGCAGAAAGUAAAAAGCAACAACAACAGCAGCAACAACAGACAAUUGCUGCCUAUCGUUUGCAACAACGUUCACCUAGUCCUGAAGCACCACCGGCACCCAAAGAACCCCAACCCGAAGAAACUAAUCCCGAUUUGGCCAAAUAUUUAAAUCGCAGCUAUUGGGAGCAACGUAAAGUUAGCGAUUCACCAAUGGCAAGCCCAUCGGCACCCAGCCCUAUGCCGGCAACACCACAACCCCAAGGGAUGAUGGGGCCACAGCAACAACAAACGCAAUCGCAACAGCAACCAUUGACUGCCAAUGACUUUCGUCCCAAAUCAACUGAUGAACAAAAAAUCGAUGAAUUUGCCGCCAAUAUGCGUGCCCAGGUGGAGAUAUUUGUUAAUCGCAUGAAAUCGAAUUCGAGUAGAGGUCGCAGCAUUGCCAACGACAGUUCGGUGCAAACCUUGUUUAUGACAUUGACCAAUUUACAUUCGCAACAGUUGUCGUUCAUCAAAGAGUUGGACGACAAACGGAUGUGGUAUGAACAGUUACAGGAUAAGUUGGCACAAAUCAAGGACUCACGAGCCGCCCUGGAUGAUCUACGAAAUGAACAUGCUGAAAAUUUGAGACGUAUGGCCGAAGAGCAGGAACGUCAACGACAGAUACAAAUGGCCCAGAAGUUGGAAAUAAUGCGCAAAAAGAAACAGGAAUAUCUGCAAUAUCAACGCCAGCUGGCACUGCAUCGUAUUCAGGAACAGGAACGGGAAAUGCAACUGCGUCAGGAACAACAAAUGGCCCAAUAUCGUAUGAAUCAGACAGCAUUUCCAUUUAUGCCCGCCAUGGCCGGCAUGCCGCCACAAGGGUCACCAUCUCAGCAGCCGCAACAUCUGGCGGGAAUUCAACCACCAGGUGUCUAUAAUCCAUACUCUCCUAGUGCCACAACAACAGCUGGAGCAGCCAUGGUGGGUGGUAUGCCUCCUUAUCAUACUACCCAGGCUGCGGCGGCUGCUAUGACGGGUAUGCAAUAUCCUAGUAUGCCACCUCAGGGUUUGCCACAGGCUGGUAAUAUGAUGAUGCAACAGCAGCAACCGGGGCCACUAAAUCAACCACAUGUCAUGCAAAAUCACAUGCCACAAGCUGGCGGCAUGAUGCCACAACCACAGCAGCAACAACAAUCUCAGCCACAUCAACCGCAACCAGGACCACCAAUGGCAGCAGGAGGAGAACCACAAUCACAGCAGCAACAACAACAACAACCUAUGCCCACACAUAACCAUCACGUUCCUCAGGUCAACAAUCAAAUACCAGUGACAAAUAACCAAGCCAUGCCGCAAGGACCAGGACCACAAUUAUCGGCGAUGAGAGGAGCACCUGUACCACAUCCACCCCACAUGGCUCAUGUUAUGCUGCAGCAACAACAACAUCUAAUGCAUGGCCAAUCACCCAUACCAAAUAUAGGAAAUUUACCAGGACCCCAAGCCAAUCCAAUGACCACCAUUUCUUCACCACAAAUCCAACAACAACAGCAGCAGCAACAGGUUGCUGCAUCUCUACCACCGCAGACACCCCAACAAGUUCCAGCCCCACAACCCCAACCACAAAUGCAACCACCACCACCACAAAUGCAGGCGGCCACACAAAUUCAAGCUGUACAAUCGGCCCCGGCACCUCCACAACAUGAACCCGAACCAGCAGCACCACCAGCACAUGAAGAACCGGCCACUGCCGAAUUGAUUAGUUUCGAUUAA